Psylliodes chrysocephalus is the source of this 1600-nucleotide messenger RNA. NCBI's taxonomy places the organism in Eukaryota, Metazoa, Arthropoda, Insecta, Coleoptera, Chrysomelidae. The record is from the annotation of a GenBank genome assembly.
ACACACGAUUUAUUCAAAUGAAAAUGAUUUUAAAUUUUUUUAAUUGAAUUUAUACAAAAAAAAUAACUGAAAUAAUGGAUAAUUCCGAGGAAAUUAACGAUGAAAGUGAAAAGGAAAUGAAUCUCAAUACAGGUUACUACAUGAGGUCCAAACGUCGAAAAUUGGAUAAAAAUGUAGAAGAAUGCACAUCAUUUUUUAGAAAUACUGAAAAAAAGAGAAAGAAUCCAAUUAUAUACAUGCCAGUAGAAAUACUGCAAGCUAUAUUUAGAUUUGUCCCUCAUCAUGAACUAAGUCAAAGUGUUCGUCUAGUAAACCACCGGUUCAAAAUAGUAGCUGAGGAUGUCUUAAACUGCUCAUUUAGACAUCUAGAGAAAAAAAUUAAUAAUCUUAUUUUGUCAGCAGAAAUAUCUUUAGCUUUCACCCAAGACGACAUGGAGAUAAAAUGCAUUGCCAAAUUAUUAAAUAUGUUGGAAAUUUUAAAAUUGCAAUAUUCAAUCGUUGUGUCAACAAUUUGGAGGUACGUUUACAAUGAUUUUUAUAAAACCAACAAAACGUGCAUGUACGCUGGACAGUUAAUAGAUGCAUAUUUUAAUUUUAUUGACAAAUUUAUACAUUGUCCGAAUAUUUUAUAUGCCCCGGCAGUUAUUAGAGACUAUGCCUUGCCACUCGAAGUAGCCAAAAUAAUUCAAUUGACGAAAAGCUUCUGUGUACAUUUUGAUAAAAUUAGCGAGGAACCUCGAACAGAUUGUUUGAUCUGUAGCGGAUGUAAAAUAAUUGAUAUAGUGGAUUGCGCCAAAUAUAGUCAAAAGUUUGUUGUAUCAGAAGUGGCAUGUAAAAAUUACUUUGUGGCUGAAUACAGCUACGUCUUCAGGAAUUCUUGGUUUGUCGCACUUCCAGUAAAAAUGACCAAAGAAAUGGAAUGGAGUCAAAAACAAAGAAUGAUGCACAUGCGCCUUAGGAGGAUAGUACUCGCUCAUAACGAUAUGUUUCUUCAGCAAUAUCAAUACGAUAGAGAAGUUAUGCUAAGGCCUGAUCCCAUUAUUGGUAGAAUAAAAAAACCUGGCAAUAAUGUAUAUACAGGCUAUGGCGAUAUUGGAGAUACUUUUUUUUAUUAUGGAGUCAUGAACGAUGGUGCUUACGCGCAAAAAUUCAACCAAGACGAAGACAACGAAGAAGAGGAAGAACUUGACGAAAUGUUGGCCCUAGAAGAUAUCGGCGAAGACAUUGCACCGAGAAACAAUUCCAGCGAAAACGUGCUAUACAGAAUUCCCUACCUCGGCUUUAAAAUGAACGUCGAAGUAAAGUGUCCCCUAUCUUACGCGCCAUUAAAUUUUUUGAAAAAUAUGAACGACAUCGAUCUGCAAAAAUUGAGAAAUAAACACAGAACUCAAGGACCGACGCACAUCAAAGUGAUGUUUGAAUGCGAAGGGGCUUCAUAUCCACGGCUACCCACCAGAUUUGAAUACGAUUUCAAUCCGAAGAAACUGUGAUUUUUUAUUUUGAUUUUUGCUUUUUAUUCACCAUUUUUGUGAACGGUUUUAAUUUUAUAUUUCCGCAUGCAAUUUUAUCCCAUUUAAUAAUAUAUUAUUUCCGUCUGCAA